GUGCUGAGUCGAGACACCGAUCCUCGGCCAGAUCUGAGUUCGCUGUAUGCGUCGGACUCAGCCCUAUAUCCGGCUCCGAGUCAACGCGCGAGGCCAGGGCAAAGGGGCGAGCGACGACAGGACGCCACCGAGUCGAGGAGACGAACCCCCGAUGGCGAGAUGGCAAUCGCCCAGACCUCCCGCGGUGCUCGAUCCACUCUUCUCUCCGAUAAAACAGUGAGAAGGGCUGAAGCAGGUGUGCCAAAAAUGGUUGAAGAAGUUGCUCCCUUUCGAUCAACAGGGUUCACUGACCCUGGCUGGGAACAUGGUGUUGCUCAAGAUGAGAAAAGGAAAAAAGUGAAGUGCAAUUAUUGUGGAAAGAUAGUUAGUGGAGGAAUAUAUAGAUUGAAGCAACACUUGGCUAGAAUAUCUGGCGAAGUUACAUACUGUAAAAAGGCUCCAGAAGAAGUCUUCAUGAAAAUGAAAGAAAAUCUUGAAGGAUAUAGAUCUAACAGAAAACGACACUUAGAAGAUGAAGAGCAAUCUUUUGAUCUGCACUCAAAUCAUGAUGAUGAAGAGGAGGAAGAACUUGACUAUAAGCAGAAGGGAAGGGAAGCUAGAAUUGCCAGAAAUUUAGUUACAAGUAUAACGCCUCUUAGGUCAUUAGGAUAUAUAGAUCCUGGAUGGGAACAUGGUGUUGCUCAAGAUGAGAAGAAAAAGAAGGUAAAAUGCAAUUAUUGUGAAAAAAUAGUUAGUGGUGGAAUAAACCGAUUUAAACAACAUUUAGCUAGAAUUCCUGGGGAAGUUGCAUCCUGCAAGAUGGCUCCAGAGGAAGUGUAUCUUAAGAUGAAAGAGAACAUGAAAUGGCAUCGUACUGGAAGGAGACGAAGGCCUGAGACCAAGGAAGUUGCAGCCCUCUAUAUGCAUCCAGAAAAUGAGGAUGAGAAUGAGCAUGCAAACGACAUGAUCAAAUCAAUACGUACAGUUGAUGAUCAUGAUGUUUCUACCAGUAAAACCAUACGCAAAAGAUCCAGGGGGAGAUCACCAGGAAAUGGUGCAAGGGGUGCAGAAAUGCAGUUGAAACAGAUUGCCUUAGAUUCUGUGCUUUCAAACACACAAAAAAUUCGUUUCCCACUUUCCUACAAGCUAUUAAAACAAAAAAGAAGAUCCAUUAGAAGAAGUCGUAAAGAAGUUCUUUCUGCAAUCUGCAGAUUUUUUUACUAUGCUGCAAUACCUUUCAAUGCAGCAGACUCUCCGUACUUCCACAAGAUGCUGGAUUUAGUUAGUCAAUAUGGACAUGGAUUUAAGAGCCCUACAAGCAGAUUAAUUUCAGGUCGGUCACUCCAGGAUGAAGUUCAAACUACCAAAGAAUAUUUUGUAGAAAUUAAAGCUUCUUGGGCUACAACUGGUUGCAGUAUUUUGGCAGAUAGCUGGAGGGAUGUGCAGGGAAAAACAAUAAUCAAUUUCCUGGUAUCUUGCCCGAGAGGAACAUACUUUAUAUCUUCUGUUGAUGCUUCUGAUGUGGUAAAGGAUGCAACAUGUCUUUUCAAGUUAAUAGACAAAGUUGUAGAGGAAGUAGGCGAGAGGAAUGUGGUGCAGGUAAUUACAGAAAACACUGCAUGCUAUAAAGCUGCUGGGAAGCUGCUAGAGGAGAAGAGAAGAAGUCUAUUCUGGACGCCUUGUGCUGCUUAUUGCAUUGAUCAAAUUCUGGAGGAUUUCACAGAGAUAAAAUGGGUCAAAGAAUGCCUUGAAAAAGGCCAAAAGAUUACCAGGUUCAUUUACAACCACAUUUGGUUGCUAAAUCUUAUGAAAAAGGAAUUUACAGCUGGUAAAGAAAUUCUUAAACCAGCUAUUACAAGGUUUUUAACUAGUUUUCUUACUUUGCGAUGCCUGCAAGACCAUCGGUCUGCUCUCAAAAGGAUGUUCCACUCUAGUAGGUGGAUGUCUUCCCAAUUAGCCAAAUCAGACGAGGGAAAGGAAGUUGAAAAAAUCAUCUUUAACUCGACGUUUUGGAAGAAGACACAUUAUGUGAAUAAGUCUGUGGAUCCAGUCGUCCAAAUGCUUACAGUAGUUGGGAGUAACUGUACCUUGUCCAUGCCAUCAAUCUAUAAUGGCAUAUACAGUGCUAAGCUUGCAAUGAAAGCUGUCCAUGCUGACAGUGAACAAAAGUAUGGCCCAUUUUGGAGUGUUUUAGAUAACCAUUGGAAUUCUGUAUUUCACCAUCCCCUCUACGUUGCAGCAUACUUCCUUAAUCCAUCAUAUCGCUACCGACCAGAUUUCAUGGCGAUUCCAGAGGUCAUUCGUGGUUUAAAUGAGUGCAUCACUCGACUGGAACCAGAUACUGGAAGAAGAAUUUCAGCUGCAGCACAGAUUUCUGAUUUUGUUUAUGCAAAAGCUGAUUUUGGAACUGAGCUGGCGUUAAGCACAAGAAUAGACUUGGAUCCAGCUGCAUGGUGGCAACAACAUGGAAUAAACUGCCUUGAGCUGCAACGAGUUGCGGUUCGCAUAUUAAGCCAGUCGUGCACAUCCUUUGGUUGCAAACCCAAUUGGAGCACAUUUGAUCAUACUCAUGCUACGAGGCACAGCCGUUUAGCUCAGAAAAGAUUGAAUGAUUUUGCCUACGUCCACUACAACUUGCGUCUUAGGGAGCGGGAGAGGCAACUAAAGAGAAUAACUGAUGAAUCAAUAUCUUUUGACAAUGUCUUUUUGGAGAGAUUGUUAGAUAAUUGGAUCGUGAGCAUUGAUCAACCAGCUUUGCUAGACGAUGAGGAGGCUCUCUACCAUAACACGGAGCAAGCAGAGUCCUAUGGGAUUGAAAUCAAUGAGAAUGAGGAAUUCAACAGAGGGUCCAAGAAGACUUCCACAGAUAUAGCAUUGCCUGAACUAUUGGAGACAUCAGGUGCUCAUCCUGCUGGAGUGGGUGCCGCGACCGAUGAAGACGACACUGAUCUUGAUUUCCUCGAUGAUGAUUUGGAUGAUUAGUUCUUGUAACUGGCUUCAUUGUGAGAAUUGUGAUUUGAUUAGAUGAACUUUAGAUAACCAACAUGAAAUGAAUCUUGAUUGUUCUGGAUAACUAAACAAGUGAGUCCAUUAAUGUAGUUUCAUCUUGUAAUAUAUGAAUUGAAUGUAAGCAUAUCACAACAGAGUUUGAAAAUGAAAGACUCAGUGUCAUUAA
Musa acuminata subsp. malaccensis (wild Malaysian banana) is the source of this 3154-nucleotide messenger RNA. RefSeq lists its product as uncharacterized. The record is from RefSeq and is a predicted model, not a curated record. NCBI's taxonomy places the organism in Eukaryota, Viridiplantae, Streptophyta, Magnoliopsida, Zingiberales, Musaceae. Gene Ontology annotation, molecular function: DNA binding; protein dimerization activity.